Toxorhynchites rutilus septentrionalis is the source of this 2104-nucleotide messenger RNA. RefSeq names its product diphosphoinositol polyphosphate phosphohydrolase 1 (gene Aps). Gene Ontology annotation, molecular function: bis(5'-adenosyl)-pentaphosphatase activity; diphosphoinositol-polyphosphate diphosphatase activity; endopolyphosphatase activity. Gene Ontology annotation, biological process: adenosine 5'-(hexahydrogen pentaphosphate) catabolic process; diadenosine hexaphosphate catabolic process; diphosphoinositol polyphosphate metabolic process. The record is from RefSeq and is a predicted model, not a curated record. Gene Ontology annotation, cellular component: cytoplasm; nucleus. Lineage: Eukaryota; Metazoa; Arthropoda; Insecta; Diptera; Culicidae. The transcript has 4 exons. The coding region runs from base 803 to 1402 and encodes 199 amino acids.
UCGCUGUAACAGCCGUCAAACGAACGAAGGACGGUGUUGUUGCAUCUUAUCCGUUUUGUGGGUGAGCUUUUCUCUACUGCCCCAGGAUUAUUUCUAUGCCCUUGCUUUCGCUGGAAUAGCAUCAGGACGAAUAGCGGAAAGUUCAGCGCAUUCUUCAUGAAGUCAGCAAAGUGAGGCAAAACAGUUGAGCCGGUUCAUAACAGUGGGCCUUAACUGGCAGCAAAAGUGAAGCUUCCGGAAGUGUGAAUUUGCUCACAUAUUUUCUACGGUCGUGUGUCUUCAAAACAGGUGAUAAGUGUGAACUCGAGUUCCUGGUGACGCAAAACAAAAAAGUACUUAAACUGACACCAUACCGGAAGGUUAGCCGCGCCGAAGGAGAAGCAAUUCUCAACAGAAAUUAACCUUCAAAAUGGAUGCUUUGCCGGAAUCAGCUCAUUUUAGCAAAAAUCAACCACUGUUUGUUGUCCGCAGCUAGCUGGUUUGCGCUCCAAACAGAGGACCAGCAAUCUUACCCAAUUGUGUUUAGGGAAAGUGGAAGAGUAGCCCAAGUUAUCAAUUAUUAGUUUUCUGUUUUCAAAUUUUUAAAAAUUACGUGUAUACUCAACGCAACCUUCCCGGAUCCAACGAUUAAGGUUUUUCCCGGUGGAAAAUUAUUAUCAUUAGUUGGAGUAAUUUUCGACUACUAAACGAACCUGUCACUUUAUUUCGAAACAAGUUGAACCCCAUCUAUCGACUUGAUCAUCCUGUAUUAUAUCGGAGCCCGUAAUAUCAAACGGUCAUACUUAGUUGAAAGUUAAUCAAGAUGGUAAAGGAGAAGCCCAAUUCGACCCGAAUCUACGACAAAGAUGGAUACCGACGACGCGCCGCGUGCAUCUGCGUACGAUCUGAAACUGAGGCUGAGGUUCUACUGGUAACGUCAUCACGCCGUCCUGAGCUGUGGAUUGUACCCGGUGGUGGAGUCGAACCUGACGAAGAGCCUUCGUUGACAGCAACCCGCGAGGUUCUAGAGGAGGCGGGUGUGAUCGGCAGUCUGGGACGGUGUCUAGGGAUAUUCGAGAACAGUGAACAUAAGCAUCGGACUGAGGUGUUUGUUAUGGUCGUUACCCAGGAACUGGAGGAAUGGGAAGACUCGAAAACGAUCGGUCGCAAACGUCAAUGGUUCUCGAUCGAAGAAGCUCUCACGCAGCUGGCACUGCAUAAGCCUACCCAGCGCCACUACCUACAGCAAUUGCGCAACUCGAAAAAUGACUCAUCACUCACUUCGAACUGCAUACACGUCGUUACCGACGACCCGGAGGAUGACGAAGGAGAACCAACAAAUACGUUCAGCGAGAACCAAACGACAACACCACCUGCACUGGAAACCGAGACACCAUCAGUCGACAUGGAAGCAACUUCUUAAAUUUAAACCGAAUGUGUAAACCACUUUGAUUUGCUUGCUUUCCUCUGUAAAGAAAAUUUCUGAAGGAAGAGUCCAAAACAACUAUUCUCCACAUAAAUGUUGCCGUGAUUUCCGCCCCGUUUUCUGAAGUCUAGCUCUGGCAUUCACUGCGGAAAAUCAAAAUCAUCGUUUCAUAUCCAUCUCAUAGAACAAGUAUUUUGCUUUAUUUUCGAAUAACUCGACGAACUGUUGGCAAACUUCGAUGAAAAAUUCUACUCAGUAUAUACAGAAUGACAUCAGAACCGCAUUAUGCAAUUUUGAAGUACACCUGUUUUAGUAACAACUUUCCACAAUCACCGAAUGCCCUGGAGGAUGUUCCACUCAUCUAAACCUAACGAGAGCAAAUAUUAAAUUCACAGGCAAAUGUGGAAUAUUUUAAAGAAUAAUUCAAGUUUACACGAUAAAAUAUUCGAAAUGCUGAUAACAAUAAACAAUGCAUUCAUAACGAAGAACAACUUACAUUAGCAGAAGAUAAAAACUUUAUCAAUUGAGUAAAAAUCUGGCGGAAAUUACUAAUGUGGAAGGAUAAGCUAAAACCAGCGUAGAGAAAAUAUAGAAAUGAAACAACCCACAAACUUUUACGACCUCCUAACAUCAUACAGCGGAUCCUAUUUCGGGUUGUUUGACAAUGCUAAAUUGAGUUGUUUUUUUUUUUUUUUUUUU